Gadus morhua (Atlantic cod) is the source of this 3837-nucleotide messenger RNA. RefSeq names its product upstream transcription factor 2, c-fos interacting (gene usf2). The record is from RefSeq and is a predicted model, not a curated record. The transcript has 11 exons. Gene Ontology annotation, molecular function: DNA-binding transcription factor activity, RNA polymerase II-specific; RNA polymerase II cis-regulatory region sequence-specific DNA binding; protein dimerization activity. NCBI's taxonomy places the organism in Eukaryota, Metazoa, Chordata, Actinopteri, Gadiformes, Gadidae. Gene Ontology annotation, biological process: regulation of transcription by RNA polymerase II. The coding region runs from base 952 to 1947 and encodes 331 amino acids.
UCGCAGAAGCUCUGCGUUACAUGAUAAGCAAAUCUGCUCUGAUACAAAGUUCAUCGAUUGAAUAAAACGACCAUAUUUAAGGCGUAAUUGUGAAGCGAUCGUGAGGGUGAGUUCUGAAAAUCCCCGAUAUCCUGCAUCGUGUCUGCGCUGAACAACGAGUGGAAGCAGAGGCUGUCAUGUGGUCCGGUGGAAAACCCGGAUUGGAUCUCCUUGGUCACCUGGGCUAAGGGCUUGAAAGCAACACUGUUUUGGAUGGAAGACUAUUUCCAACCUGUCCAAGUUCGAUCAAAUAAACCAACAGUGAUUGACUUCAAAAUGUUGAACAGCCAAAUUGUGUCCGUCAGUGUUUUAAUGGCCACAUUAAAAAGUGCAUCUUACUUUAAAUCGACUUUUAAUACCCUAAUUUGUAUCCAAUGUCUUCAUAACAAGCGUUUGUACAGGUCACAUGAACUAAUACAAUUACAUACGAGCACACAUUGGAGGAUUACAGGGCUAUUUCUCCAGCUAAUCAACAGCAGACUCCACUCCAUAUUUUAGAGCUCGCUACCGCCCGCCAGCAGCCGCCAAACGAGCCGUCGGGAAACGUUACGGAGCCACAGAGAAAAACCCGGAGACACAAGUAGACAACACCACAACAACCAAAAACCAGCCCCGAAUCGUUGCUCCGACGAUACUACAUCCCGAAUCAAUUUAAAAGCCCAAAACAUAUCCCGUUCAAAUCCACGAAAUACACCCCGCUGUGGUCGGAGAACAGGCGAAGCGAGAGGUCGUCGAGAGAAGACGUCCCCGGCUCCGCAGCGGCCUCCAUUUUAGCUCCUCGCCCGACGGCUACCUCACGUGUCCUGGACUGUCUUCCUCACAUGACCCGUGUGUUUGUCCCCGUGAUCAGCACUUCCAUCUCCCUAUAUAUAUCAGUGUCGCUGGAUAUCGCGUUUUGAAACUGCAACCUUCAUGGAUAUGCUCGAACAGAGUUUGGACAGCUCGACGAGUCACGAAAAACAGGAAACUGAAGAGGUUGUCCAGUUGCAGGAAGGAGAAACGGUGGGGACUGAGGAGCAAACGGCAGUGACCAUCGCCAGUGUCCAGCAGGCUGCGUUUGGGGAACAUGUCCAGUACCAGUUCCGCACAGAGAACAGCGGCGGCCAGGUAACCUACCGCGUCGUCCAGGUCUCGGACGACCACAUCGAGACGACCACGGACGGGUCGGGGUCCGUCAGUGUGGUGUCGGCCGCAGCCUUCGCCGGCGGCCCCCAGGCGGUGGCCCAGGCCGUCAUCCAGAACCCCUUCAGCAAUGGGGGCAGCCCGGCCGGGGACUCGGUGGGCGGGGAGACCCGCUUCGCCUACUUCCCCGCCGCCACGGUCAGCGACGGGACGGCGGUGUCGGUGCAGGCGGCGGACCCCACGCUCACGCAGGCCGGAGGUCAGUUCUAUGUGAUGAUGAGCCCCCCCGAUGUGCUGCAGGGUGGCACGGGACGCACCAUCGCCCCACGCACGCACGCCUACUCUGCAGACCUGGCAGAGAGCGAGAUGCUGCAGCAUGGAGGUUCUAACUGGAAGAUGGACGGACCCCGGGCCCCCAGAGACGAGAGGCGGCGAGCGCAGCACAACGAAGUGGAACGGCGGAGAAGAGACAAGAUCAACAACUGGAUCGUCACCCUGUCAAAGAUCAUCCCCGACUGCAACAUAGACAGCAGCAAAACUGGAGCGGACACGGUUCUCUCUGUCCAGAGUAAGGGCGGCAUCCUGUCCAAGGCCUGCGACUACAUCCGGGAGCUCCGUCAGAACAACGCCCGGCUGCAGGAGGGCUGCAAGGAGGUGGAGCGCGUCCAGGUGGACAACGAGCUGCUCCGACAACAGAUAGAAGAGCUGAAGAACGACAACGCCCUCCUGCGGGCGCAGCUCCAGCAGCAUGGCAUCGAGCUCAACGGAGACCCCGUCUCCCAGUGACCCCCCCCCCCCACCCUGACGAACUGGGAAACGCACUCAGACGCACGCCAUAACCAAGCACACCUCCCCACUCACACACAUCCGAAGCGGCAGGAAUCCCCGCCGAAAGGACAAAAGUCAGGAAGUCGGUACCUGCACAAGCCACGCGACCUCUGGUGGAGAAGCGGUGGGACACGGCGAAACACAAACGCACACACAAACGCACACGCACACACAUGCACGAGGCCUAGGGCUAGGGACAAGUGUGUGUGAAGGGGCUAUUCUUCCGGGCGUGCGUGCGCUCUCUCACUGACAAUAACCCGUCGUGACAGCCCCGCCUUCCUUAGGACGCUUUACAGGAGUCUUCACGGCGGCCCGCCGAAAAAACACCGAAUCCUUCUCAGAUUAUUUUUUUUUGGUUCGAUGCAAACCACAGAGACUGGACGGUUUACACCCCCACUAUUGGAACCCGUUUGUUUUGAUUUUAAAGGCUACUGCAUUUCAGUUUUUAUUUACCUCUGACAAUUGCUGUGUUUUAAGCUGCUGUGGGAAAGAACAAAAACAACUUUCAGUUUUUGUCAUUUUAAUUUAUUAGUCUUCAGAGAACAUGUAUAAACAGUAGGCGUUUAAAUUAAUUAAGUCAUUGUGCAAGAUGAAGAGUAUGAAACAGAGUCUGGGUGUUGAUCUUCCCCCCCCUCCCCCCCCCCCCCCACCGAGUAUGUGACAAAUCGUUAUCUAAUCCUUCCUAUGCCAGUUUGUUAACGGCUGUAGUACUUUUCCAGCUCAUCCGUUGCAUAUUUGUGACUCAUGCGGACUCCCCCUUCGUCAGUGAGCACUCGCUAACUUAAGUUAUUGUUAUGUUUGUUUUAAUUUGGUAAUAUUUCAAUGGUGCUGGUCCAUUUGUUGUAAAGCAUCUCAUAACCGGCGGGGCGAGUUGAAGGACUGUGGGACUGACGUGUGCUGCUGUCGGGUGGGUUCAAAGGGGACAUAUCAGACCACCAGGCGUGAGUGUGAUUAGCCCAUACAAGCCGUUUUUGAAAAUCUGCAUCACAAGUGGGCGUGUGCACCUAGACGUGUGCUGGGUAGAUCAGUCUUACCAGCCUACACAGUGGACUGAAGCAAACGUUGCUCAUCUAUCCAGCACACAUCUAGGUGGACUCGCCCACUUGUGACGUCAGAAGACGCCGAUUUUUCCAAACGGCUCGUGACUGCUAAUCCCACUCGCACCCGGUGGUAGAACAUGUCCCCUUUAAUGACUGGACGUCCUCCGGAGAGCCGCUCCUCACUGGAGCAGGGCUUUGGGCCGAACGUCGAAGUGGCAGGGAGCCUUAAACAAUGCAAGAAGGACCAUAGGUGUGUACCUAAUAGCUCAGGUAAACGGGGAUCGAACGCUGGGCCGGGCGGUGGUUCCCAACCGUAGUACUGACCUCGUUCUCCGAUUAUAAUACAGUAGAAACACACUAGGUGCAAUGUAAUGUAUAGAAGAUUAUGGAUAUUGAAUGAUUGGAUAAAAGCAUGUGGGGUGGGGUUUCAGUUAAUCUGGGUAUUAAAGCAUAGUGUUUGUUUAUCUGCUCAUUGUAUAGGUCACAAGGUUUUUGGAGCAUUGCAAAAAUAACAAAUCUCUUGCAUAGUAUAGUAUUUUAAAUGGUAUCUCCUUUUAAAAUACUAUACCAUUAAGUUAGUCAUUUUAUGGCGUUUUGGGAACCAUUGCUGCCAAUGGAGAAGUGAGUGAUGAUGAUGGUGAUUAUGAAGGAGGUGACUACAAUAGUGGGCCCUUUGGAAAUAUGAAAUGUAUGAUCAAUGUAGCUAACCACUUUGUCUGCAGUGAGCCUCGCUGCAGCUUUUUUUUUUCACUAACCACUGGCAUUAUCAUUUCUGAUACUACAAUAAAACUACAAAGUUUAUACCGAG